UUUGGACUUGGCUAGUUGUUAUGAUGAGUUCUAAGGGUGAUGGUGCACUUCCUUCUGUGAUGCAGUGCGUAGUAUGCUAUGGUCCAAACGACUAUCGCAUGGAGACACGCCCCAUUCCUGUCAUUGGAGAUGACGAAGUAUUGGUGAAAGUACUGGCUGUUGGAAUUUGUGCUGGAGAUGCUAAAUGUUUUUCUGGAGCACCUUAUUUUUGGGGUAGUGACACUUGGCCUCAAUAUGUUCAGCCACCUGUAAUCCCUGGACAUGAAUUUGUUGGGGAGGUAGUCAAGCUUGGUAAAGAUGCAAAGGCAAAGCAUAAUUUGGAAGUAGGUGAUUAUGCUGUAUCUGAAAACAUUGUUCCUUGUUGGGAGUGUCGCUAUUGUAAAAGAGGAAGCUACAACAUGUGUAUUCCUCACGAUGUAUAUGGUUUUCAUCAAAAUUCAUUUGGUGCAAUGUGUCAGUACAUGAAGUAUCCCAGCAAAGCUAUUAAUCAUAAGAUAUCCAAAUCCAUUCCACCUUGGAAAGCUGCUUUUAUUGAGCCAUUAGCAUGCUCUGUACAUGCAGUUGAACUUGGCAAAAUUGAGUUUGAUGAUGUUGUGGUGGUUUCUGGUUGUGGACCAUUAGGUUUAGGCAUGAUUGCUGCAGCUAAAUUGAAAUGUCCAAAGUUGUUGAUUGCUAUGGACCUCUAUGAUUGGAAGCUGGAUAUUGCUAAAAAGUGUGGAGCGGAUGUGACCCUUAAUCCUGCUACUUGCAAUGCAAUUGAAAAUGUUAAAAAACUGACUGAUGGAUAUGGAUGUGAUGUAUACAUUGAAGCAACUGGAAAUCCUGCUUCAGUGAAACAAGGAUUACAGAUGAUUGCUAGACAAGGAACUUUUGUGGAGUAUAGUGUGUUUGGUAAAGAAACUACUGUUGAUUGGACUGUUAUAUCUGAUGCAAAAGAAUUGACAAUAAGAGGUGGUCAUUGCAGCCCUUAUACAUAUCCUGUUGCUAUAAGAAUGAUUGAAAAUGAUCAAAUACCACUAGAGGAUAUAAUAACUCACAGGCUACCAAUGAAAGAAUUUUUGAAAGGAAUUGAACUAGUCAACAAAAGUGCUGAAUCUAUAAAAAUAGUUUUAUUGCCUUGGGAAAAUUAAUUAGAAAUAACUGUAAUUGAUUUAUCUAUUUUUGUUGUUGCUGCUACAUGAUUUUAUUCAUUAAAGGGCGAGGUCAAUGGAACUUGUAUAACA
Molecule: messenger RNA, 1223 nt
Organism: Amphimedon queenslandica
Lineage: Eukaryota; Metazoa; Porifera; Demospongiae; Haplosclerida; Niphatidae
Product: erythritol/L-threitol dehydrogenase-like
Exons: 12
Coding region: 21-1130 (369 amino acids)
Molecular function (GO): oxidoreductase activity; zinc ion binding
Source: RefSeq, a predicted model, not a curated record